Fusarium fujikuroi IMI 58289 is the source of this 1026-nucleotide messenger RNA. RefSeq lists its product as uncharacterized. The record is from RefSeq and is a predicted model, not a curated record. NCBI's taxonomy places the organism in Eukaryota, Fungi, Ascomycota, Sordariomycetes, Hypocreales, Nectriaceae. The coding region runs from base 1 to 1026 and encodes 341 amino acids. The transcript is spliced from 5 exons.
AUGGCGCCAAAUCCCGAUGUCACUACGAGAGCGCAGCAGGUGUUAGAGGCGUGGAGCCAGGGUUUCAAUGUCGGGGCGGUGAUUAUUCUGCUUUUGUUGGUUUUGUGCAAUUAUCGCAAGAAUACGCUUUUGCAUAAGCUUAUUCUCGGUGAGGGUCCUCAGCAGCACUGCAACUCUAUUAUAUAUCUCAUAUUUCAUCCACAACCUCAUCGCAUGGCUCAAAAUCCGUCCAUUCCUCCCAAAAUGGGGAGCCCGUGUCUUCAUCAUCUCACUUCUCAUCGUCCAACCCUACUGGGUUCUCGAAACAUGGGCCAACUUUCAGUAUCACAAUCAUCUCGAGACCCCUGGUGGGUAUUCACGACUAUCAAACUGGUCCUGGCCAUCAACGAGAACUACGAGUUUACGAUCCCGGGUCUUAUUCGAACUAGCCCACGAUUUGGAAUCAUGUUGUUCUCUUUAUUCUUGUCCAUCGUGUUCUUGAUUACUGAUGUCAUUUUCAUGAUUGCUGUGUCUAAAAGAGGGGGGAUCAAUCCGUUUUGGAGGCUCGCUUUGGUUUUCAAAUGUGCUUCUGAUGUCAUUUUCCUGGAUGAUUUCAAGAGCGUCCUUGACAGGAUCUCAGAAUCAGCUAUGCGAAAGAUCACAACGUUCGAAUAUCGAGAUCACGCAUCGCCAUCUAUUAACCACCAUGCCUCUGUUGAUUUUUCCUCGCCCAACUUCCAACGAAAAGGCUCGAGGUUUGGAUCAUCUUCCAGAGCAGAAACGGGCUCUAUUCUUCAUCCAGUGGGAUCUCGGGAUGACGGACAUUACGAAUUUGCUUCAAAUUAUAGCCAGGCUUCUGUGGACGAUGGUGCUGCACGGCCAUGGCUCGAAGACGACGCAAGACGUUCUAGCUCUCAUUCCCCGAGACGGAGAGGGGAGUCCCAGGAUAACAUGAUCACUAUCCAAGAGGAUGAUACGACCAUCGAAGCGGGGGAUAUUCCGAUGGAGCCAGUCAGGGCGCGGACAAGGAAUGAUCAAGCACGUUAA